AAUGGAACGUAUAUUGUCCCAGACAGGUUUAAUGUACCACAGUGCAGAACCAUGUUUGGAGAACAUCCACCCACUGAGCUAUAUUUUUUUCAAGUUGGACCGGAUCUAGUCAAUCAAAAUGGCAACCAGAUUAUAAGAAUAAUGCCUGGGACUUCUUAUCUGAUACGUUUUGUCUUAUUUAAUGCUAAUACACAGAUCACUUACACAAACUGGUCACAACCAUUCCAGACACGAGAUCUGCCUCCAAAUCCGAAUGAGAUUUCUGCUUCCUUUGAAGGACGCUCUGGAGGAAUGGUGGUCAUCACUGUGCUGCUCAGUAUCUCUAUGUUCCUGCUACUGGUUGGCCUUGCUGUCGCUUUUGGUACACCUAAAUAGCCCACCUCUAAGUAUAAGUUCACAUUGGCAAUCUAGUUCACACUCUAUGCAGAAAAUCGGUCACUUAUAUUUUUUUUUAUUAAGUAUUAAAAAUAAAGUUUCA
Messenger RNA from Hyla sarda, 478 nucleotides. Its product is annotated as uroplakin-2-like. The record is from RefSeq and is a predicted model, not a curated record. The transcript has 3 exons. NCBI's taxonomy places the organism in Eukaryota, Metazoa, Chordata, Amphibia, Anura, Hylidae. Bases 52 to 375 code for a protein of 107 amino acids.